UGUAGGAGUCAUUGAAUUUGAAAAAUCUACAAACAUUAUUUGCAUAUAUUUAGCAUUUGCUUAUUUUAGCAAUGUUGAUAAGGGCAUCUAUUCCAGGUUACAGGAAAAUCAAAGAUGAUACAGAUGAGUCAUACACGGUAUUUUGUAUUGAGAUCUGGGUGUCUGGAAGACGGCAAUGCUUGGAGAAAAGAUACACUGAAUUUGAAGACUUACACAAACAAGUAAAGAAGUUGAUGAGAACUCCUGAGUUUCCACCCAAGAAGGUGAUGAAAUGGAGCCACAAGGUUUUAGAACACAGACGUCAGGCUCUGCAGAUCUACCUACAGGGAAUAUUGGAUACUGAAGUUCAUCCUAAAUCCUUGUUAAAAUUUCUCAAUGUCAACAUUGAAACUGGAAGUUUUGACUCUCUGGACAAGUUAGGUCCGGACAGUAAAGCAACUCACCAGCCAGUUAUUGCAUUCCCUUCAGAUGCUUUUCUGCAGGACAACACUAAUGGUACCCUACCAGACAUAGUUGCUGAAGGUGUAAUAAUGGGACUGUAUGCUCCAGUUGAUGAGAUAUUACCCAGAUAGCAACACUCACAGUGUUUUCCACAACUCGUGUUCUCUAGCCUUGUCAAGUGGAGGAACAGACCUGUCGGCUUUGCUUGUGUAGUAACAGGGCUUGUGUAAAUAUUCACAUAACACUUUCUUGUACAGAUAUAUAUAAUUGUAUUAAUAUCAUCUGGACCCUGUGUGGUGCAGAGAUACGACUUUGUAUUUAUAAUUCUCACCUGGGCCUUGUUCCAGGAAGCAAAUUUUGGCAUUAAGAUCAUCUUAAGUACAUAAUAUAGUUAUUUACCUAGUCUUGUACAGAUAUAAGAUUGUAUUAAUAUCCUGUGGAUCCCAUCUGGUACAGAGAUAUGACUUUGUAUUUAUAAUUCUAACCUGGACUUUAGCCGUGUACAGAUAUAAGAUUGUAUUAAUAUCCUGUGGACCAUGUGUGGUGCAGAGAUAUGACUUUGUAUUUAUAAUUCUCACCUAGACUCUAGUCUUGUACAGAUAUAAGAUUGUAUUAAUAUACUGUGGACCAUGUGUGGUGCAGAGAUAUGACUUUGUAAUUAUAAUUCUCACCUGGACUCUUACCUUGUACAGAUAUAAGAUUGUACUAAUAUCUUGUGGACCAUGUGUGGUGCAGAGAUACGACUUUGUAUUUAUAAUUCUCACCUGGACUCUAGUCUUGUACAAAUAUAAGAUUGUAAGAUUAAUUUAAAAUGGAAAAAAGAAUUAAAUUUCAAAUAUGAUGAUGAUGAUUGGAAAACGGUAAAUACAAUACCUUUUCACUGCACAGAUAGUACAGAAUUAAGAUGGUUUCAAUACAAGAUUAUUCAUAGGAUAUUGCCUACAAAUAAGUUUUUACAUAACAUAGGAUAUAUUGAUUCACCUCUUUGCUCCUACUGUAAACAUGAAAUAUCAACACUAAUACACCUAUUUUGGGAAUGUAAUGACAUUAGGCAUAUUUGGGAACAAUUAAAGCUUUGGAUGCAACAAAAAACUGGUGUAAUAAUGAACUUUACAAAAGAAAAUAUAAUUUUGGGAUUUAAGACGAGCAACAAUGAUCCUAUUAAUGCUAUUAUAUUAAUAACUAAACAGUUAAUAUUUAAAAGUCAUUUAAAGUGUCUCAUCCCAGAUUUUACAUGGAUACAAAAGGAGCCGAGUCUAUAUUAUAAUAUAACAAAAAGUGUGGCAUUCUCUUGUUGCAAUUAUGAUAAGUUUGUAAAAUUCUGGUCUAUAUGUCACAAUUUAUUCAAGGAUUAAUUAUAUAUAUGCAGUCAAACGUUGUUAUCUCGAUGUUGAAGGGAACGAACAAAAUGGUCCAAGAUUUGAGGUAACUGUGGACUGAGAUGAAACUAGCCUGGGAUAAUGACAUAUAUAUAUAUAUAUAUAUACAUUUUACAUUCAUAUAUUUAUUUAUAAACAUUGGAUCUGUUAUGUAAAGUUAUUGUAUUAACUGUAUGAUUAUGAAUUUAAAAAAGAAAAAAAAAAAAAAAAAGAUUGUAUUAAUAUCCUGUGGACCUGGUCUGGUGCAAAGAUAUGACUAUGGAACCACUAACAGUUUAUCUUUAAAACUACCGGCACAUAUUAAUGCCUAAUUGACAUACUAGUAAUUAACUUAUUUUAUGCAAAUUAGCAGAUGGUUACCUUCCCAGUUGGUAGUGUGCUUACCUGAGGCGAAUGCAGCGUAAGAACGAACCACCUCAGUGGACCCAUUCUCUGAUUGCAUUCCCCCCCCCCCUCCCCCGUCCAAACCAGUGAACCACGACUGUUAUAUCAAAGAUCGUGGUAU
Messenger RNA from Gigantopelta aegis, 2325 nucleotides. Its product is annotated as sorting nexin-24-like. Gene Ontology annotation, molecular function: phosphatidylinositol phosphate binding. NCBI's taxonomy places the organism in Eukaryota, Metazoa, Mollusca, Gastropoda, Neomphalida, Peltospiridae. The record is from RefSeq and is a predicted model, not a curated record. Bases 72 to 572 code for a protein of 166 amino acids. The transcript is spliced from 6 exons.